This is a messenger RNA of Mya arenaria, 3369 nucleotides long. RefSeq lists its product as uncharacterized. The transcript has 6 exons. Bases 686 to 3094 code for a protein of 802 amino acids. Gene Ontology annotation, molecular function: protein binding. The record is from RefSeq and is a predicted model, not a curated record. Lineage: Eukaryota; Metazoa; Mollusca; Bivalvia; Myida; Myidae.
UUCAAAUGAAACGUACAAAGGAAAUUUGUUAGUUACUUGUGUAUAGCUUUAAAUAUAAACAUUAUAUUCGGUCGAAGGUAAAUAUUACACGUCUAUUAGAAGGAACUGGGUUUAUAGGAAUAAAAUAUGACGAUGUUUGGUUGUUUAUUUUCAGAUCUGUUCGUGCUUUUAACACUUGAAGUGACCAAAGAUUUGAAGGAAUUAUUAUUUGAGUCAUAAAUUUGCUCACGUUAGGAGCACUUAUGGAUUUAAAUGGAUUUGUGGUAGUUUGCUUAUCAACGAUUUAAUCCAAGCAGCACUGAUUAUCAUCGUGGGAAGUAUUGUUAGAACUUUUGAAAUACGAAAAUCAUAGAAUAAUCGAAUAAGUCAACUUUAAAUGGUUUGAUUCCGGCGAAGCUUAAAUCGAUUUUAAUAAUACGGACGGAAUAAUGUCAACGAGUUACCAAAGAAUUUCGAGUGACAAGGUAAAGGAAAUUCAAUUUGGAUUUUAAUAUAUUUGAAGCCGAUAUUGAACUGAUGAUAGUAAAUGGAUUUGUAAAAAGAAGAAAAUGAAGGAUUAUUUUUAAGAAUCGGGACCGACAUCUGAUACAGAUGUUAAUCGUAUAAAGAGAAGGGCAAUUAAUCACAAUUUGUUUUUCAUUACAUUUUGAAAACGUGUACGGGAACCAUUUAUAGAAACGACAAAAUGAGUUUAGAAAGUGGAAUUAUAGAGGAGAUUUUGGAAGAAUUCGAUUCAGUUGAGAGUAUAGAAGAUGAUGCGAAGUCCGAUAAGAGUAAAAGGGAUGAAGAUGGUGAAAGAAUUGGAAGAACAGAUGACAGUAAUAAAGGUGACAAUGGAUUGAAUGGUGCAAAAUGUGUUCACGAAGACAUUACUGACAUAGCUGAAUGUAAAUGCAAGGUUGUUAUCAUUGAUGAUAUUAAUCCUAAAGACUAUUUAGUGAUCGAGGAGUAUUCCAAUACUCUCGCAGAAAAUAUUGUUCAAGAAGCGGUUCUUAUAAAUGAAAUAUAUACCAGGGAUAGAAAAACCGGUACGUCGAAACCGGGACUAGAUCUGCCUAUGAAUAAAGACAAACUAUUGGGCCAAAUGGAGGCAAAAUCGCCUGGUUAUGACCAGUAUAUAAUAGAUAAAUUUCUACAUUCACAAGCUGAUCCCUUAGAUACGGAAGAUGACGUGGGAUUUGAUGGGAAAGAGGAAUACUUUCGGUCUGAACUGGAUUGGGAAGGGACAUAUCCGGGAUUGAAUGAAGAGGACUCCUACAUACAGGGGCAGAUAAGCAGGUCCUUGCCGGAUGAAGAAAGUGACAAAAACAACAAUCGUCUCUCAGGGAACCUCAUUGACCCUUUCAAUGAGGCCCUGCAAACGAUACACGAGGGAGAGAUGCUCGUCAUUGAAGAUGACUUCCGGCAAAACGGUGCACCGGAAAUGACGUCUAGUGUUAAUGACGUCAGAUACGCUUCUCCUAAGGGCAAUGAGGAUACGCGAGGACUUGAUCAAGGAGAAAACGAAGUGAAUACCCACCAAGACAUUUUGCCAGAUGAAACCCAAACCCCUCAACAACAUGUUGCUUUCGCCGAUGAAGCACCACCUGAGAGCAGGGAAUCGCGGAUUUCGAAUGCAGACGACGCUAGCGAAGCAUCAGAUGCCAACGACGCAGGGGAACUUCCGGUUGAGCGACCGGAAGUGAUGGAAGGAUUACCGGAAGAAGAGGACGAAGAGGAAGAGGAGGAUGGAGAGCCGGAUUGUUGUGAAAUGACGUUCAGAGAACAAAGGGCCCUUGUACGUGCGGUGAGGACGGGCGACAUCGAGCUUUUUGAAAAGCUUAUGGAGAAGAAAAACGCCGACAUUGACAUAAAAUGGUACGGCGAAAGCCUCCUGAUGGUAGCGAUCCGGUCCGGGCAGCUGACCAUGGCGGAGUUCCUUGUGGAUAAUGGUGUGGACAGAUACCACAGGCAUAAACUCGUGGAGCGAGAGGCCAACGGAGGUUUUAGCGUCCAUUUCAUAGACGCCCGACAGAUGGCUUAUGAUACUGGCAUGCAUGAACUUGUCGAGUUCUUGGACUUUAAAGCCAACUCCCUCUUCCCAUUUAUCCGACCCAAACUUCGAGACCCACAUCUUCGACAGCCAAUAGCCCCCUUUACUCCCCCGGCCCUUGACGAAGCUAUGCCGAUUGAGAUGUUUAUAGACCCAGAUGAAGUUGUGAAGUUAAUUGCUGAGGAACGGAAACGAUUGGCUGCUGAGAAAAUUGCGCGGGAACUGGAAAUGGCGGAAAUGCGUAUAAAGGCCAGGAAAGGGAAACUUGCGAAUGUGGAAAAUGAAAGUGUUCAUAAUGAAAUGGAGUCUAACAGUCUGAAUGAUGAACUGAGUCAGGUCUUUGGACCGGAUGUUGGGUUCGAUAAUAUGCAUCCUGGUUCAUUAUUGGUUAAACAUGAUUACAACAUACCGGAUAUGACGAAACACGUGAGCGUCAGAGGGACAAGGUCGUCACACCUUGCACGGCAAGUUAACACUAAUAAAGCUGAACGGUUACGGUUGGAGCGAAAUGAACCAAAACGUGGCACAAAAGAGGGUGAAGUUGAAACAAGUAUUUUGUUAAACAGUGUUCAUAAAAGUGAUUUAUCGCAUGUUAAAAGUCGGCGGCUGCCGCACCCCCAUUCGGCCCCGCAGCUUCGGAACUAUAAACUUGAAAACCUCCCCGACCGUCAAGUCCGAAUAGGAAUGCCCUUUAUUCAUGGCGAAGACCGACAAAUGCAGACACCGGACCUUCUAGCAAGACUUCCGUCCGCGCCAAGAGUUUUGCACAGUCGUAGUAAAAGCGCAAAAUCGGCGCACUCAACAAUUUCACCGUUUUCGCAAGUGGCAAAACUUUUGGAACAGUCACGGCUGUUUAGUCCUUUUGCACACAACAAUUCGCAAUCGUCAUCAGCGCGUUUUCCGAGUAUUAAACAAAACAGAAAUCAGAACGAUGUGAAUCUGACGAAAACAAAAAUAAAUUAUAUCUACGCUGACCGACACUCCGCCAAAAUGAGAUGUGGUCCCCCUCAAUCUUCACAUACCGUGCUAGAUUUAUUGCCAAAGAGAAAACUAAAAUGUUAGCAAAGUUUUUAUAUUGUUUUUUUUUCUGUAUCCCAUCAAUUUUGUUCAUUAAAUAAUUAUUGUGUUCAUUGUUCAUAACAUUUUAAACGUCCAUGUAUAUGUAAUAUACAUACAAAGAGCAUUAUUUAUUUUAUUUUCAUAUAUGUAUACAUUAUAAUUAUAUAUAUAUAAUACGUUUAUUUGUUAGUUAAACAGUUGUUAAUGUAAAUAAAGAAAAUGUUGUUGUUGCUAUUUAUGAUCAGGGUUUAUUACAUAAAUGAAAUCAAUAAAUUCAU